CGAAAAUAAAUGCAUGAAAUUAAUAAGGGGUUUCAAUUAAAAAAUUACAAAGGUAUGCAAUUAAGAAACCAUUGGCGUAGACUUUCGACGUUCUUCUGGGUACAUUUAAAUGAUCCAUUGGCGUGGUACAUGCAGGUUUUGGAGUCACUACUGAAUUUUUCUGUUGCACACGGGGUUCCAUCGAACUUGCAUACAUCUACUAUUAUAGGACGUGACACGUGACAAUUUUUUAGUAAAAAUUCGGCUUUUUCACUUCCUCGCACGUAAAUACAAUCAGCAUGGUUUAGUAAAUAUGUUUCCAGAAUCGAGUUUAACUUGGAAUAAUCCACGUCUCCAGAGGAAUAGCUGACUCCAUGAAUAUGUUUCUCAACAUAUCUAGCGCUAAUUCUAUCAGGCGUAUUUAGGUUAGAAUAAGGUGUAGGCGGUGUGAACAAAGCGUGGUAUUGUUUACAACCAAUUGCGAUACUCAAUUCCUUCGGAUGAAAAAUACCGUAUUAACCUUGGAUGUCAACGAAUGCGAUCCUCAUGAUGACAGAAACGAGACUGAAUUAGAACUACUUUUUGACACGCCGUGUAGGAAUAUCAUUUUUUAAAAAGUGUUUCAUGUAGAGUGGGAGAGCGAUUAUAUAAAUUGAAGAAAAUCAAGUUUGACAUCCUCAGUUGUUUGUAGUCAAUCUGUAAAAAUGUAUUCUCAAGAUUCUGGUUACGGUUCAAGUAGUGAGUUUGAUUUUUCGUUACAACCAUCAUCACCAACACCAUCAUCGGGGGCGUCUGAAAAAUACGGUCGUGAACUAGAUUCUCUAUUAGAGAAGUAUGAAGAAGCAGCUAAGAACGAAGUUCAUUACCUACUCUACACGCAAUUCCUACAAGGUUCCUAUCAAAUUGGGUGUGGUCUUAGUCCAGCGAGAUCGUUUACUCCCGCUGUUGUUAUACAAAAAGGACAGUCGGAAAAAAUAUCGUUUAGUUCCUAUGAGUGGGAACAAUUAAUAACCCUACUUCAAGACAACAAUUUUUUUAACGAGAUUGUGGAUCUUCCUGAUGAGUACGACGGUAUUGAGUUUCAGUGUGGUGAUUACUGCAAAGUUCGACAAGUGAUCUUCGAAGAUACAAAGUUUAUUAUCGUAAGCAAACACAAUAUAGACUUUUGGUUAACAGAACAAGAUGUUAUGGAACUUGUUGAUUUAAAUAGGCAACUGUUGACAUCAUAUGUGUUAAUGCUAGAGACUGUUCAAUUUCCACAAUAUUACUAUAAAAUUCUAAAUAUAAUUAGAAGUAGUUUUAAUGAUAAGAAUUAUACAUUUUCAGGUGCUUUUCAUAAAAUGCAUGUAUUUAAAAAUUUAGAUUCUAACUUGAAAAAUGUUGCAUUAGGACAAUUCAUUUAUUUUUAUAAACAAAAAAUUGUAAACGAUUUUGAAAGAAUUUAAUAAAUAUGUUUUUGUUAAAAAAUUAUUUUGUUUUAUUUAAAAGAAGAAAAAGGUGAAAUAGUCGAGACGGUAUAAUAGCGCUUUUCGAUUUUAUUUACCACAAUAUUUGUCAGCGCCUUACACCGUUCGGCUAUUUCCACUUCUGUCUGAAGCGUUCAAAAACAUCGUUUUUACCAUUUUUUUUUCUACAUUUACAUCGUGUUCACCACGCUAUCUAUCAAAGCUGAACUGAUAAAUUUACUUACUUUAAAAGUUAUUAAAGAAUUAUUCUAUAUCUAAAAAGCUUACAUCUAAAAAGGCAAGAUAUAAGUUGGGUUAUUUUUCAAUAAAAUUUUCAUACAAAGCAUCUGUUACCUCAUUUAAGUCAUUAUUAGGAUAUUAAAAGUGAGAAAAUUUUAUUGAAAAAUAACAGCAUCCAAUAAAAUAGUUUUUAAAAAGUUAAUCGUUCUUAUUGACAAUAAGUCGAAACGUCCGGAAUGUCCGGAUUAUAACAAGUUUAAACUCUAACAGUUUGUAACAAAAGACAACUGUCAAAAUGGUAAUUAUGACAUAAUCUUUUAACGUAUACGAUUUAACAAAAGCCUACCUCUGUAGAAUUUUGUGAUCUUAUAAUUAACAGGCAUCAUAAAACAUUUAUAGAGGUACAAUAUAAAAAUACUUAAAAUAAUUAUACAAUAAAAAAAAAAAUAAAAGUGGACUAAUAAUAGGCUUAAAAGUAGUAAUCAUAAAAUUAGGGAUAUCUAAACACGAUUGAACCAUGCAUUUCACCAAGACACCAGUUUUUGUAAAUAGUUAUUUUAUUGGAACAGAAUGUCGAAAAUUGUCAGUUUUGUUUAGCAAAGCGAAGUUUAACCUUUCCGCUUAUAAUUUGCUAACCUUUCCGCUUAUAAUUUGCUAGUGUAUAAAUGUAAUUUAAUAUUCUAGGCCUAAAGGGCCGUAAUUCAUAGUCGAAAAAGUGCAAAAGACCCUAGUAUAUAUAAGUUAGGCAAAAUAUGUGCAAUAUCUCCUAGCAGUUUGUACGUCUAAAGAUACAUUGUAUAUUGUAUUUGAGUAAAGAAAAUAAAAAUCUAUUUUUGCAAUUUUUCAAACGUUUUCAUAAAAAAAAAAAAUAUAUUUUCAUAAUGGUUAGAAUUCAAGAAGUUGACAACCGCAGAUAAGUAAAUCAUCGCAUAUAUGCCCGUUGUUGAAAACACGGUAAACCGCAACGUUUGUGGAACAUUGUUUUUAUAAUAAUAUCUAGAUAUUACAAUCUAUAAAUAAAUACCAAGACCUUUGUAAAUAUUUUUUGUUUAACAGUUUUCGUGAGUGGAAGUGAACAAUAAAAUUUUUGUUUUGUAGUUUAUGUGACUGGUGACUGUACACCAGGACCGCACUCUCAAUUUUCUUCAAGCAUCAAGAAGUUUUGGUAACUUUUUGAUACCUUUGUGGGACCUUUGAAUCAUUAUUGUUAUAUGUCACAGAAUUAACAAGCGAAAACAAUGGAACCUCCCGCUAAACUUGUACGAGGCUACGAAAAUUUGCUGGGAUAUUUAGAGGAUACUAUUUCUUGAUGUGUGAAGGAUACACCCUAGGAGAGUUCCUCUACACAAUCGGCUGUUUGACAUCCUCUCUAUAGCAACAUAACAUAACAACAGGACUUUAUCUGUCUUCGACUCCUCUUCAGAGAUCUUCAGAUGUCAUCAGAGGUCUUCAGAGGUGUUCAAAUGUCUUCGGAGGUCUUCAGAUAUCUUCAGAUGUCUUCAGAGGUCUUCAGAGAUGUUCAGAUGUCUUCAGGUGUCUUCAAAUGUCUUCAGGUGUCUUCAGAGGUCUUCAAAUGUCUUCAGAUGUCUUCAGAUGUCUUCAGAUGUCUUCAGAGGUAUUCAUAUGUCUUCUGUUCCAAUAAAAUAACUAUUUACAAAAACUGGUGUCUUGGUGAAAUGCAUGGUUCAAUCGUGUUUAGAUAUCCCUAAUUUUAUGAUUACUACUUUUAAGCCUAUUAUUAGUCCACUUUUAUUUUUUUUUUUAUUGUAUAAUUAUUUUAAGUAUUUUUAUAUUGUACCUCUAUAAAUGUUUUAUGAUGCCUGUUAAUUAUAAGAUCACAAAAUUCUACAGAGGUAGGCUUUUGUUAAAUCGUAUACGUUAAAAGAUUAUGUCAUAAUUACCAUUUUGACAGUUGUCUUUUGUUACAAACUGUUAGAGUUUAAACUUGUUAUAAUCCGGACAUUCCGGACGUUUCGACUUAUUGUCAAUAAGAACGAUUAACUUUUUAAAAACUAUUUUAUUGGAUGCUGUUAUUUUUCAAUAAAAUUUUCUCACUUUUAAUAUCCUAAUAAUGACUUAAAUGAGGUAACAGAUGCUUUGUAUGAAAAUUUUAUUGAAAAAUAACCCAACUUAUAUCUUGCCUUUUUAGAUGUAAGCUUUUUAGAUAUAGAAUAAUUCUUUAAUAACUUUUAAAGUAAGUAAAUUUAUCAGUUCAGCUUUGAUAGCGUGGCGUAAAUGUAGAAAAAAAAAAUGGUAAAAACGAUGUUUUUGAACGCUUCAGACAGAAGUGGAAAUAGCCGAACGGUGUAAGGCGCUGACAAAUAUUGUGGUAAAUAAAAUCGAAAAGCGCUAUUAUACCGUCUCGACUAUUUCACCUUUUUCUUCUUUUAAAUAAAACAAAAUAAUUUUUUAACAAAAAC
Molecule: messenger RNA, 4084 nt
Organism: Psylliodes chrysocephalus
Lineage: Eukaryota; Metazoa; Arthropoda; Insecta; Coleoptera; Chrysomelidae
Source: the annotation of a GenBank genome assembly